AAGAAGUUGGCGAAGUAGUAGUGCAAGGCGUUUGGAAGACCAAAAAGCACAGUUUCUCUAUGAAUCUUAAACAGAGAAGAAUAAUAAUAGAAAUAUAGAAAAGAUGGAAAACUAAGUAGAUAGAGCAGACUGGUAGGGAGCUGGUGAUCAUCGAAAGGGCCGGGUCUGGAAAAAUCAAAAGAAAUGACAUGGUGCAAUAGAUCAUCAGUUGUGGAGGGGGGAAUCGAAAUAAUCAACCACCCCAAUCUCAAUAUUAUUGCAAUCCCUAGAAAUAGUAAUGACAAUAAUAAUAGUGUUAUUAGUGUUAAUCACGCAAAUACUCCUCCUAAACCAACCGAAAUCCGAGCCGUUACUUGCCCCUCUUGUGGUCAUCACAUUCAAAUACAACAAGAUCAGGGUGGGGGAAUUCAAGACUUGCCAGGAUUGCCAGCUGGAGUGAAAUUUGAUCCGAAUGACCAAGAGAUACUGGAGCAUUUGGAUGCAAAAGUGCAGUCUGAUGUGAGAAAGCUUCAUCCUCUAAUUGAUGAGUUCAUACCAACUCUUGAGGGCGAGAAUGGAAUUUGCUAUACUCACCCAGAGAAGCUUCCAGGAGUAAGCAAAGAUGGACAAGUGCGUCACUUCUUUCACAGGCCUUCAAAAGCAUACACAACGGGAACAAGGAAGAGAAGAAAGGUUCACACCGACCAAGAAGGAAGCGAGACUAGGUGGCACAAAACUGGCAAAACCAGACCCAUCUCUGUGGCUGGUUCCGUUAAGGGUUUCAAGAAGAUUCUUGUUCUCUACACCAACUAUGGCAGGCAGAAGAAGCCCGAGAAGACCAACUGGGUCAUGCAUCAGUACCAUCUCGGCUCCAACGAAGAAGAGAAAGACGGCGAACUCGUCGUUUCUAAGGUUUUCUAUCAAACACAACCUCGACAGUGUGCAAACAAGGAUCCUUAUGAUGAAAGAUUAUUGAUGACUUCACAAAUUAACAGUGUCAAUGACAUUAGCAUUCACGCACUACCCAAGAACAACAACAACAACAAUGCAGGUUUUGUGGAUUAUUAUAACCCCGGUUUCAUGAAUAUGAAUUAUGAACAGAUGAACGAGACUACCUCACCGCAACUGAUUCCGAAUAUGGUGGUGCAAGGUGACAGCUCUUCUUUCAUUCGGUUACCCAGGUUGGACAGAAAGUAGUAUGACAAUGACUGCAUGCAUGUUGAUGUUUUUUUAAUGCCAUAUAUAUGUGUUUAUAAUUAUUAUAUAUAUGAUGACUGUAUUUAUUAUUCUAUUUAUAUAUAUAGGAAUAUUAGAAUGAAGGGGAAUCAGUAGGGUUGUUAAGGAAAUAAUUAUUUAGGCCUGAAUCGGCUUCCUUAAUCCCUAAUAUAUAUAUGUUGACUUUUGCUGAUUUGAUGUUGAGACUUGAGACUUGAGAGACCAUCGACCAACAAGGUCUUUCCUGUACUGUACUGUACUGUACUUUUAUCUUAA
Messenger RNA from Arachis ipaensis, 1470 nucleotides. RefSeq names its product NAC domain-containing protein 10-like. Gene Ontology annotation, biological process: regulation of DNA-templated transcription. Gene Ontology annotation, molecular function: transcription cis-regulatory region binding; DNA-binding transcription factor activity. Gene Ontology annotation, cellular component: nucleus. The record is from RefSeq and is a predicted model, not a curated record. Lineage: Eukaryota; Viridiplantae; Streptophyta; Magnoliopsida; Fabales; Fabaceae.